Peromyscus eremicus (cactus mouse) is the source of this 1434-nucleotide messenger RNA. It is a transcript of the gene Chst3, whose product is annotated as carbohydrate sulfotransferase 3. NCBI's taxonomy places the organism in Eukaryota, Metazoa, Chordata, Mammalia, Rodentia, Cricetidae. Gene Ontology annotation, biological process: carbohydrate metabolic process; N-acetylglucosamine metabolic process. Gene Ontology annotation, cellular component: Golgi membrane. The transcript has 2 exons. The record is from RefSeq and is a predicted model, not a curated record. Gene Ontology annotation, molecular function: N-acetylglucosamine 6-O-sulfotransferase activity; chondroitin 6-sulfotransferase activity. Bases 1 to 1434 code for a protein of 477 amino acids.
AUGGCGCCACUUCUCCCCAUGGAGAAAGGAUUCACUUUGCCCCAGGACUUUGUACACAGCCUGAAGAUUCGGGGCAAAUACGUCUUGUUCCUGGCAUUUGUGGUCAUGGUUUUUGUCUUCAUUGAAAAGGAAAAUAAAAUCAUAUCCAGGGUCUCGGACAAGCUGAAGCAGAUCCCUCAAUUUGUGGCAGAUGCCAACAGCACCGACCCAGCCUUGCUCUUAUCAGAAAAUGCAUCUCUCUUGUCGCUGAGCGAGUUGGAUUCCGCCUUCUCCGAGCUGCAGAACCGCCUGCGGAACCUCAGCCUGCAGCUGGGCGCGGAGCCAGUGAUGGAGGCCCAGGGGCAGGAGGCUGCCGCGGAGAAGCCGUCCCAGCAGGCUGGAGCCGGGCACCGGCGCCACGUGCUCCUCAUGGCCACCACCCGCACGGGCUCCUCGUUCGUGGGCGAGUUCUUCAACCAGCAGGGCAACAUCUUCUACCUCUUCGAGCCGCUGUGGCACAUCGAGCGGACCGUGUUCUUCCAGCAGGGGGGCGCCAGCGCCGCGGGCUCCGCGCUGGUCUACCGGGAUGUCCUCAAGCAGCUGUUGCUGUGCGACCUGUAUGUGCUGGAGCCCUUCAUCAGCCCGCCGCCCGAGGACCACUUGACUCAGUUCCUGUUCCGCCGGGGAUCCAGCCGCUCGCUCUGCGAGGAUCCAGUGUGCACGCCCUUCGUCAAGAAGGUCUUCGAGAAGUACCACUGCAGGAACCGUCGCUGCGGGCCACUCAAUGUGACCUUGGCGGCAGAGGCCUGCCGGCGUAAGGACCACAUGGCCCUCAAGGCCGUGCGCAUCCGGCAGCUGGAGUUCCUGCAACCGCUGGCCGAGGACCCGAGGCUGGACUUGCGAGUCAUCCAGCUAGUGCGCGACCCUCGGGCCGUGCUGGCCUCACGCAUAGUGGCCUUCGCGGGCAAGUACGAGAGCUGGAAGAAGUGGCUGGCGGAGGGGCAGGACCGGCUGAGCGAGGAUGAAGUGCAGCGGUUGCAGGGCAACUGUGAGAGCAUCCGCCUGUCUGCAGAGCUGGGCUUGCAGCAGCCCGCCUGGCUGCGCGGUCGCUACAUGCUGGUUCGCUACGAGGACGUGGCACGCAGGCCGCUGCAAAAGGCCAGAGAGAUGUACAGCUUCGCGGGCAUCCCCCUGACUCCACAGGUGGAGGACUGGAUCCAGAAGAACACACAAGCGGCCUGCGACAGCAGCGACAUCUAUUCCACCCAGAAGAACUCCUCGGAGCAGUUCGAGAAGUGGCGCUUCAGCAUGCCCUUCAAGCUGGCACAGGUGGUGCAGGCUGCCUGCGGCCCGGCCAUGCGCCUCUUCGGCUACAAGCUGGCCAGGGAUGCCGCCUCGCUCACCAACCGCUCCAUCAGCCUGCUGGAGGAGCGGGGCACCUUCUGGGUCACGUAG